GACUUUGCAGACCACUAGGUCAGAUAUGGCCCAUGGACUAUAUCAAUGUCACAGAAAUGGAAAUAUUGUUGCUGGCACAUAUUAGAGGUUUUUAAAUAGUUGAUCAGUAGUAUAUGAUUUAUAUCUUUACACAGCAGUGACAUUUUAAGCUUAGCAGUUCAAAAUCUGGUGACAUGUUGCAACUGCUGUAUAGCCAAACUUAGAAGAAUAAGACCUAGAAAUGGAAACAUGUAAAACUUUAUUUGGCAAGUACAGUUUAUUAGUAUGUUUUACAGUGGAUCUUUAUCCUUUCCCAAGAUUUUCAUUGUAAAUAAUUGUGGAUACUGUGUGUAAUCUGUUUUGGUGAAAGAAUUUUUAAAUAUUGGGGGAAAGAAUCUUUUUUUAAAAAAAUGUGGCUGCACUUCCUUUUUUUUAGAAAAAAUGUAAACAGAAAUCCUCUUCAGGGGUUGUUUGAGAUUAAAAUCUGUUCAAAGCAGAUAUUACUUAAAAUUCAGACCACAGAAAUGUGCCCAGUAAAAUGCACUAUUUUCCUGAUUCAUAUAUUUAAGACUCUGAAUCAGGUUUUUGUUUGUCUCUCUUUUAAUUGAAAGAUAAUCCUAGAGAAAAUGGGACUAUGAUCAGAUCAUCUACAUUGGAGGGUGGGAGGCAGGCAAGCAAGGGAAACUGCAGAUGUGUGACCUUGGUCCACCUGCAGAUAAGUUUAUAUUUCUUCGAUAAAAAGAGUUCUUUUGCAGGUGAUAAAAAGCAGACUCUGCAGUGCGAAGGAUGGCAGCCCGGCGUGCGCUAAAGGCAGUCCUGGUGGAUCUCAGUGGAACACUUCAUAUUGAAGACUCGGCUGUUCCAGGGGCCCAGGAAGCUCUUAAAAGGCUGCGCAGUGCUCCAGUUUCCAUCCGGUUUGUGACCAAUACGACAAAGGAGUGCAAGCGAGAUUUGCUGGAGAGGCUGAGGAAACUCGAGUUCGACAUCAAGGAGGACGAGAUCUUCACGUCUCUGACGGCAGCCAGAAAUCUCUUGGAGCAGAAGCAAGUCAGGCCCCUGCUGCUUGUCGAAGACAACGCACUGCAUGAUUUCAAAGGGAUCGAUACAGGCGAGCCCAAUGCUGUGGUGAUAGGGCUUGCUCCUGACCACUUCAAUUACCAAACGAUGAACAAAGCAUUUCGACUGAUCCUCGAUGGCGCUCCCCUCAUAGCUAUACACAAAGCCAGGUAUUACAAGAGGAAAGACGGGCUCACUCUCGGUCCUGGACCUUUCGUCACGGGGCUGGAAUACGCAGCCGACGUGGAAGCCACCGUGGUGGGGAAGCCUGAGCAGACGUUCUUCCUGGAAGCCUUGCGUGGUACCGGCUGCAGGCCAGAGGAAGCCGUCAUGAUUGGCGACGACUGCAGGGAUGACGUGGGAGGUGCCCAGAAUGCUGGGAUGCUGGGAAUACUGGUGAAGACAGGGAAAUACCGAGAGGGGGAUGAAGGCAAAAUUACUCCUCCUCCGUACUUAACUUGUGAGAGCUUUCCCCAUGCUGUAGACCACAUCCUCCGACAUCUCCUGUGAAGAAGCCUGCAAGAGUUACACAUCAGCAUCUCAUGCCAAAGGCUGAAACAUCCGGCGGCAUCCUCAGCAGAGCCCAGACUUGCUUGGGGAGCUCUUGCUGGACCACACCAAGCGAUCACAUUUGAAUGCUCUCCCCGGAAGGGUAGCUUCCUGUGCAUAGGAAUCACAGAGAAGAGUCGUAGCCUAGCCUUCACCCUGCCUGGCAUGCCAGUUUUCUUGUUCUUUUCACUGCAGAGAGAGCUCAAAUAGAUGUCCCCCCCCCCUUGUCUGCUGUCUAGCGUGGCACCUUCUGCGCUUUUGCAGAAUGCAUAGCUCAGUUAUUCCUGCGGCAUGACAUUUGAACGGAAAAGGAGAUAAACGCUAAGCCCAAGCCUUGUUAAAAAACAGUGAGGCAUGAGUGGACUGGCCUCUCUCUUCCCUUCCUCCUUCCCACACUGAUGCUAUGAGCAGGGGAAUUCUCAGGUGUUGUUUCUGAGCUCUGAGUGAUAAGUGUGUGUGUCAACAGUACAGUGCUGGUCAAUAACUGAGUUUGCAUGUUUGCCAGAGUCCAAAAGCAGCCAAGGUUCGCCGUUCACCUAAACAAAGUUUUUGAUCAAUCCAAACAUCACCAACCACAUUUAAACCACUUCAUGGUAACGUGUGUGGUGUGUUUUUUUUAAAGCGACAUGGUAAACGGUACCACAAGCUAUCAUUUACUGGAAGUCUAAAUUGCAAAAUAUCAAGGGAUUUUGUUUAGGUUACUUACCAUGCCUAGCCACUUUCCUCCUCCUGAUCCAAUUAAGUACAGCCGGGCUGCAUCUUAAUUAGCGAUUCUUAAUUUAAAGCACUCCUACCAUUCAUAAUCAUAUUCAUGGCUGAACUUCUGCCAGCCCAUUAAUAGAGGCCAGGGUUGUUUUUCAAUUUUUAUGCACAAAUUAGAACUACCAGGGCUUUACAGAUGUUUUAAUUAGGUGGGGUUAUUAACAGGAAUGGCUUGGAAACAGAGAUCUGGCCCAUAAUGGCUUCUAUAGACCAUGAAUUUCUGAUGUUAGACUUCAAUGGGGGCCUAUUAAUUUGACAGUUGCAAGGUUUCAUUGGGUUGGGGGAGUCCCCCACCCGUUUCCUUACGGAGAGGGAAAAUCCUAGGGAAACCAUGGGGACAAAUUCCCCACUUUUUAUGGGGUUUUGUUAGUACAGCUGUAAAAUGAAAUUGCAAUUUGAAGCAAGUCCCAUCCUUCCCGCACAUGUUAACAGCACCAAAAUGAGCUAACUUUUGUAAUGGCAGUAAAUGGCUUUUCUGGACCAUUUGCAAAACUAAGAAUGAAGCCCUUUUUGUUUACUUUA
Molecule: messenger RNA, 2868 nt
Organism: Podarcis muralis (Common wall lizard)
Lineage: Eukaryota; Metazoa; Chordata; Lepidosauria; Squamata; Lacertidae
Gene: HDHD2
Product: haloacid dehalogenase like hydrolase domain containing 2
Biological process (GO): dephosphorylation
Cellular component (GO): cytoplasm
Molecular function (GO): phosphatase activity
Source: RefSeq, a predicted model, not a curated record